ACACACACAUCUGCACCUCAACCACAGACUACACUUGCUGAACUGGCUCCUGGGGCCAUGAGGCUGUCACUGCCACUGCUGCUGCUGCUGCUGGGAGCCUGGGCCAUCCCAGGGGGCCUCGGGGACAGGGCGCCACUCACAGCCACAGCCCCACAACUGGAUGAUGAGGAGAUGUACUCAGCCCACAUGCCCGCUCACCUGCGCUGUGAUGCCUGCAGAGCUGUGGCUUACCAGGCCCAUCCUUGAGUCCGGACUCCCUCCCCAACCCUGACGGGGCGGCUUUGGCUAUGUGUACAUGGUGCAAGUGCACACGUGUGAGCGCCUGCACAGACUCUGCUCCUAUCCUCCCCACCUCCCCCUAACUGAGCAGCAGUCCUGAGGCCCUGCCUCCCAGUCCCUCCUUGUUCCAGAUGUGGCAAAAUCUGGCAAAGGCAGAGACCAAACUUCAUACCUCAAACUCUGGGGGGCGGCGGGAGCUGAGCGAGUUGGUCUACACGGAUGUCCUGGACCGGAGCUGCUCCCGGAACUGGCAGGACUACGGAGUUCGAGAAGUGGACCAAGUGAAACGUCUCACAGGCCCAGGACUUAGCGAGGGGCCAGAGCCAAGCAUCAGCGUGAUGGUCACAGGGGGCCCCUGGCCUACCAGGCUCUCCAGGACAUGUUUGCACUACUUGGGGGAGUUUGGAGAAGACCAGAUCUAUGAAGCCCACCAACAAGGCCGAGGGGCUCUGGAGGCAUUGCUAUGUGGGGGACCCCAGGGGGCCUGCUCAGAGAAGGUGUCAGCCACAAGAGAAGAGCUCUAGUCCUGGACUCUACCCUCCUCUGAAAGAAGCUGGGGCUUGCUCUGACGGUCUCCACUCCCGUCUGCAGGCAGCCAGGAGGGCAGGAAGCCCUUGCUCUGUGCUGCCAUCCUGCCUCCCUCCUCCAGCCUCAGGGCACUCGGGCCUGGGUGGGAGUCAACGCCUUCCCCUCUGGACUCAAAUAAAACCCAGUGACCUCACUUCUUUUCUCUGCAAAAGGUGCUUGUGGGGCUGGGAGUGCAGACAUUGGUGUUUCUGCUGAUGUCCCUUGUGAAAAAAAAAAAAAAACUCUCAAAAUCAA
Homo sapiens (human) is the source of this 1101-nucleotide messenger RNA. It is a transcript of the gene MZB1, whose product is annotated as marginal zone B and B1 cell specific protein. The transcript is spliced from 5 exons. Gene Ontology annotation, biological process: regulation of insulin receptor signaling pathway; regulation of cell population proliferation; integrin activation. The record is from RefSeq and is a predicted model, not a curated record. Lineage: Eukaryota; Metazoa; Chordata; Mammalia; Primates; Hominidae. Gene Ontology annotation, cellular component: endoplasmic reticulum chaperone complex; extracellular region; endoplasmic reticulum lumen. Bases 411 to 803 code for a protein of 130 amino acids.